Messenger RNA from Oncorhynchus keta (chum salmon), 8738 nucleotides. Its product is annotated as putative E3 ubiquitin-protein ligase UNKL. The record is from RefSeq and is a predicted model, not a curated record. Bases 101 to 2539 code for a protein of 812 amino acids. Lineage: Eukaryota; Metazoa; Chordata; Actinopteri; Salmoniformes; Salmonidae. The transcript is spliced from 16 exons. Gene Ontology annotation, molecular function: metal ion binding.
GUAGACACAUUUACAGAAUAAAGAAACAAAUCUCACUCCGUACGUAAAUGGAACGAAACGGAACAGUUCGCGCAGGCGCGUUUCAUUGUUUUGACUGAAAAUGCCGUCGGUUUCGAAAACGGCGGCGAACGCUUCUCCUCAAACCGAGAAACCAACCCACUAUACAUAUUUGAAGGAGUUUAGGACCGAACAGUGCCCUCUCUUCUUGCAGCACAAGUGCACACAACAUAGACCUUUUACAUGUUUUCAUUGGCAUUUCCUCAACCAGAGGCGACGACGACCGAUUAGAAGAAGAGAUGGAACUUUUAACUACAGCCCUGACGUUUAUUGCACAAAAUAUGACGAGACUACGGGCAUUUGUCCAGAUGGAGAGGACUGUCCUUAUUUGCACCGGACCACUGGUGACACAGAGCGCAAGUACCAUCUUCGCUAUUACAAGACUGGUACCUGUAUCCAUGAAACUGAUGCCCGCGGGCACUGCGUGAAGAACGGCCUGCACUGCGCCUUUGCCCAUGGCCCACAUGAUCUCCGCCCCCCUGUCUACGAUAUCAGAGAGAUCCAGGCACAGGAAGCCCUCCAGAAUGGCCAGUUGGGAUCUGGAGAGGGUAUCCCUGAUCUACAGCCUGGAGUACUGGCCAGCCAAGCCAUGAUAGAGAAGACUCUUACAGAGGACCCCCGGUGGCAAGACACCAAUUUUGUUUUAGCGAACUACAAAACAGAGCAGUGCACCAAGCCUCCACGACUAUGCAGGCAGGGCUAUGCCUGCCCUCACUACCACAAUAGUAGAGACAGAAGACGAAAUCCACGCAAGUUCAAAUACAGGUCAACUCCGUGUCCCAAUGUGAAACAUGGGGAUGAGUGGGGCGAGCCAUCGAAGUGUGACAGUGGAGACAGCUGUCAAUACUGUCACUCACGCACUGAACAGCAGUUCCACCCAGAGAUCUACAAAUCCACCAAAUGCAAUGACAUGAGGCAAACUGGUUAUUGUCCUAGAGGGCCAUUCUGUGCGUUUGCGCAUGUAGAAAGAAUUCCCUCCACGGAAGAGACCAUGAACUCGUUGCUAACAGCGAUGCAGUCGGGCUCCCAGGCCAAGCUGGGCUCUCAGCAGUAUUCAGAGUGUCCGGUCAGCGAGUGGGGCAGCAGUGCACACUCCAUCAGCAGCAUCAACAACGGCCAAGUGGGGAAUGUUUCAUAUUCUAAUAGUCCGACUGUAACGCCAAGCUCAGGAAGCAACAGUUCAUUGUCCCCAAUCGGACCCAUCGGCAGGUCCAAAUGCUUAACUAAUGGUAGCUUAUGUUCAGAGUCCACCACGUCAAGUGUGUCAUCUCUGACGUCUAACUAUCCCAAAGCGCCGGGCUUUGAACGCGAGGAUCAGAUAAAGAACUAUAAGGGACAUAUCGAUCAAAAGAUGAUGGACCAAGACAAGCAGACACACAAUAGUGUAUUCUCUGGGAUGAACCCUCUGGCAUCCAGCAUAACCUCCAGUAUAGAAUCUAGCCUGGCCUCCAGUAUUGGAUCAGAUAGUUCCUCACCCACCACCUUAUCAACAAUGAAUGCAAAAGCAACCCCAUUCUAUCCUGGGAGCAAUACUGUGGAGUCAGUUAUAGGUUCUGCACUUGACCUGAAUUUUUGUGACAUCAAUGUUGCCUCUCUUGAUAAAGAGUUUGAGGAGCAAGAAAACAACAGUCUUGGUUUAAGUCAAAGGAUGUUGGGAGGAUCUGCUCCGGUCAACAUUCCUGGCUCCCUUGCACGGUCUUCUUCAUUGAAUUCCAACUCCUCGCUCUCUGCAUCCCCUCUGAGCUCUCUCUCCCAGUCCCUGUCCCAGUGCCUGUUGUCAGGAAUGGCUCCACAGCAGACUCAACCUCAGGGCCUGCUAACCAAACCUGAGCAUGGCCUUCUGGGAACACCUACCUCCUCUCAGAACUCUCUGGGUUUGAAUGGGGGAGCUAGCAGCAUAUGGGACUUUGUGAGUGGCAACUUCUCUCCCAGCCCAUCACCAGUGUUCAGCAGCCUGGGCUCCACCACUGUGAGCAGCAGCGCUGAUCUGAACCGGCUCUUCAGGGAGCUGGACGAGGCCAAGAGGAAGAUCAAGCAAUGGGAAGACGCGUGGCACCAGGUCAAGCAGGCAUGUGAGGCCUGGCAGAAAGACUCCCAUGAUGCAAAAGAACAAGCAAAGUCAGUCGAGGCGGAGCGGCAGCUGGCAGAGCAGACGCGAGAGGACACGGAGCGCAAGCUGAAGGAGCUCCAGGGGGACUUUGACGUGCUGUGUCGCUCCCCUGGCACACCCCUGCUUAGAAGCUAUGGAGACCUGGACCAGCUCCCUCUACCAAAGCUCCACUCCAUCCAGAGCCAGCUGCGCACUGAUCUAGACCUUAUAGACGGGGUAUUAUAUCAGCUUCAGUCAAAGAAAUGUAUAGUUUGCCAAACGCAUGAUCGUUGCAUAGUCCUGCAGCCUUGCCAACAUUAUGUACUUUGUAAGAACUGUGCACCUAGUAAAUCAGAAUGUCCAUACUGUAAGACAAAAAUAUUGAAGUGGUGAUGUACAAUUAUUCAAGGUACUACUUAAGGAAUUUGCCCUUUGAAGAACUACUAAUACAUGCUUACAUUUUAUAAAUAGCAUUUUGUUUCACUUUCAUAUAGUAAUUCAAUUAAUAGUUUAAUUUGAACUACAUAAAUUGUGUUUGUUAAAUCAAGUACUUAAAUGUAAUGUUAUUUUGUAUUGUAAAGGAUCACUUACAUUUUCCAAAAGUUUGGGCAUCCAUUGUUCAAGUGGGCCUAAUUUGACUUUAUCACUGAAACACAUCAGUCAAACAUUAUUAUUAGUUUUGCAAUCAUCUUUGUGAAGAUUGAUUUCUUGUAAAGCACUUUGUUGACCUGGGAAUUUGUUAAAGGGUAUUUUAGAAAUGAGCUUUGAGCUGUUUUUGUUAGAUUUAUAUAUAUUUUUUCUUAAUAUGCUAAUGUGUCUCGCUUUUGUGUGUACUGUGAAACAUACUAGAAUAUUUCAUGUUUCCUAUUGUUAAAUCAUGGUAUAGUUCUAUAUAUCUUGUUAGUUUUCAUAGAAAAGUGCUAAACAAUAGUUUCUACUUUUCAUUCUUUAAUUUAUACCUUUCUGUCAAAGUACACACUUUUGAAUGCAUUUUAGGCAUAACCAGCAGCUGUAAUCUCAGUAAGGCACAUUUAUGCUAAAGCAGUUAGGAAAUCAAUUACUGUGUCUUUUAGUGAUUACUGAAUUGUUCAUUAUGUAGUUGUUAGAGGAGCAUGUCUUGAUGUACAUAAGUCUGACAUGGUGAAUUUGAUAGGAUUCCUACUAGCUCUCAAACAUGUCUAGAACUUAUCUGAUACUUGGCUUCUACUCUAGUCUCAAGUGCCUUGCCUUAGAUGAUAACCAUGACCAUCGAUUCUUAGAGGAUUGUUGUAAAAGCAGACACAGGUAGUCAAAGCCUCUGCACAUAUAUCUACUUAAUAUUGUUACUUUGCAUCAUGUGUAUUGCCCAAUCCUAUGUCAAAGUAUUUCCUCAGAUUAUAGUUGUAUGAAGAUAUACAUCUUGUCAGUGCCUGUGUCCUGACUUCACGCAUACAAAACAUAAAACAAUAUAUUUUCCUUGUCUACACAGGCAAUGGUGCUUUUUGAUGCGGCUUCAGUAUAAUUUCAAAUGACCAUUUUUGAUUUAGUGUUUGGGAGUAUGCAAGCAAGGAAACAACUCUGGUCUUGUUUGUAAACCAGAUAAAAACAGGCUAUACAUUUUAGACUGGUGUUUAUUGUAAGGUGCAUCAUUGGUGUUGAACCUGUAAGUUGUGUUUUCAAAUAUGACAGUGUAAUGUGCUUAGCUAGGUUAAUCUAAUUGAAAUGACCUUCUACUGUGUUCAAAAUGUAUUUUUCCUCACUCUAUAUCUUGGUCCUUUUAAUAUUUGCAGCAAUUAGUAUGUUCAGUAGAAAGAACCUUAUAUAUUCCCAGGUACACGAUUUGUAACUUAGUUUGAAAAAUUGAGAAAUACAAUUGUUUACAUUUACAUGGAUGGUAAUUCAGAGAAAAACAAAACUUGUGUUUCUCCUAAAAUAAAAAAGGUAUUGUGAUCCCUCAUGUUUAUCAAGUUAAAAUGGCAGGUGAAACAAUUUUAUUGCAUGUCUUAUAAUCGUCAUACGUUAACCAGCUACAAAUCUAGAUCACUGCCAGAUAUAUUUGUAUUGUCAGUCUAGCAUACUGUAGAGUCGAUCACUUCACUUUUGCAAGCUUUGUUGCUGCUGAGAGAAAGAUGUAAACAUAUAGUUGUAAUGCAUUUAGAUUCUUGAAUGUUAUUGUGCAUACACAGUUCAGACAUCAGUACAUUAUUUUACUUAUAUACACACACACACACACACACACACACACAGUGGGGAGAACAAGUAUUUGAUAUACUGCCGAUUUUGCAGGUUUUCCCACUUACAAAGCAUGUAGAGGUCUAAUUUUUAUCAUGGGUACACUUCAACUGUGAGAGACCGAAUCUAAAACAAAAAUACAGAAAAUCACAUUGUAUGAUUAAGUAAUUAAUUAGCAUUUUAUUGCAUUACAAGUAUUUGAUACAUCAGAAAAGCAGAACUUAAUAUUUGGUAUAGAAACUUGUUUGCAAUUAGAGAUCACAUGUUUCCUGUAGUUCUUGACCAGGUUUGCACACACUGCAGCAGGGAUUUUGUCCCACUUCUCCAUACAGACCUUCUCCAGAUCCUUCAGGUUUCGGGGCAGUCGCUGGGCAAUACGGACUUUCAGCUCCCUCCAAAGAUGUUCUAUUGAGUUCAGGUCUGGAGACUGGCUAGACCACUCCAGGACCUUGAGAUGCUUCUUACGGGGCCACUCCUUAGUUGCCAUGGCUGUGUGUUUCGGGUCGUUGUAAUGCUGGAAGACCCAGCCACGACCCAUCUUCAAUGUUCUUACUGAGGGAAGGAGGUUGUUGGCCAAGAUCUCGCGAUACAUGGCCCCAUCCACCCUCCCCUCAAUACGGUGCAGUCGUCCUGUCCCCUUUGCAGAAAAGCAUCCCCAAAGAAUGCUUCCACCUCCAUGCUUCACGGUUGGGAUGGUGUUCUUGGGGUUGUACUCAUCCUUCUACCUACAAUACCUACAAACACAGCGAGUGGAGUUUAGACCAAAAAGCUCUAUUUUUGUCUCAUCAGACCACAUGACCUUCUCCCAUUCCUCCUCUGGAUCAUCCAGAUGGUCAUUGGCAAACUUGCAACGGGCCUGGACAUGCACUGGCUUGAGCAGGGGGACCUUGCGUGCGCUGCAGGAAUUUAAACCAUGAUGGCGUAGUGUGUUACUAAUGCUUUUCUUUGAGACUGUGGUCCUAGCUCUCUUCAGGUCAUUGACCAGGUCUUGCCGUGUGGUUCUGGGCUGAUCCCUCAUCUUCCUCAUGAUCAUUGAUGCCCCACGAGGUGAGAUCUUGCAUGGAGCCCCAGACCGAGGGUGAUUGACCGUUAUCUUGAAUUUCUUCCAUUUUUUAAUAAUUGCGCAAACAGUUGUUGCCUUCUCACCAAGCUGCUUGCCUAUUGUCCUGUAGCCCAUCCCAGCCUUGUGCAGGUCUACACUUUUUUUUAUCCCUGAUGUCCUUACACAGUUCUCUGGUCUUGGCCAUUGUGGAGAGGUUUGAGUGUGUGGACCGGUGUCUUUUUAUACAGGUGCAGUUAAUACAGGUAAUGAGUGGAGAACAGGAGGCCUCUUAAAGAAAAACUAACAGGUCUGUGAGAGCUGGAAUUCUAACUGUUUGGUAGGUGAUCAAAUACUUAUGCCAUGCAAUACAAUGUGAUUAUCGUUUUAGAUUCUGUCUCUCACAGUUGAAGUGUACCUAUGAUUAAAACAAGUCCAGACCUCUACAUGCUUUGUAAGUAGGAAACACUGAUUUUGCAGGUUAUCAAAUACUUGUUAUCCCCAAUGUGUGUGUAGAUAUCUCUAUCAAAAUGGCGUCAUAACAAUGACUCUUGUUACCUAACAUUCAGAGACGUGUUAUGGCGUCUAACAUUUGGUAUACCAAGUUUAUAACUUCUAUAAUGUUAUAGUUCAAGUAAAGUACCACUUAAACAAAGACUCAUUAGAUUAAAAUGUUUUGAUUUUCGUUUUAGUCACAAGUUCGGGUACUUUUGUGAAUCUUUGAAACAUUGUUACAGGCCAGUCAAUGUACUGCUUUAGAAUGUCUCGAUUCUUAAAUUGGUUGGAGAAUCCUAAUAAAGCUACUGGGCUACAGUAAAUGCUCUCCCCAAUUUUUAAUAUCACAGGUUUUUUGUAUUUUUCCUGUGAUGCCAACUAAGUUAAUGUGAACUUGACUCAAAUGAACCAAAGUGGUGUGGUAGUUUGUUCUUGUAGUUACUUUAGAAAUAUGUAUUGAAAUGUACAAUUAGUAUAACAUUCUCUUCAAUUGUUCUAUGACAAAGAACUAUGCCAACUGCUUUUGCUGACAACAAUAGUAAUGGACUUGAAGCCCAUUUGUAGUUUUACCAAAGACCUUUAUUGCUAUUAUGUUUCCUUUUAAUUAAAACAAAACUUACUUUUAGUAAUCUAAGCAAAUUGUUAACCUAAUUUGAAACAAACCUAACACCUAAUAUAGAUUUGGUGUGCAUUUACAGAAACUAAUGGCAUCACUGCUUUUUUGUAAAACAAAUGACUGGUCAGCAGCAUACACAUCAUUCUAAUUGGCAGUUGUCUACAGUGAAGGAAUUUCAGAAGUUAGUGACAUGUUAAUCUUAAGUGGCCAUAUAGAUGAGUACCAGUGGAGGCUGCUGAGGGGAGGAUGGCUCAUAAUAUUGUCUGGAACGGAGUGAAUGGAAUGGUAUGAUACCAUUUCACCGAUUCCGCUCCAGCCAUUACCACGAGCCUGUCCUCUCCAAUUAAGGUGCCACUGUGAUGAGUACUAUUUUGAAGUAUGUUUGUCUUUUCACUUUACAGCUAAAAUCUCAAUCAGUUUUAAAUAUUGAUGGUUGUGCACUACUUGUAUGCUGUCAGGAGUAUAGAUUAUACUUUGACUGUAAUGUGCUUUUGUUUUCAUUUGACUGGCGUUUUUCUUUGUUUUAAUUUACUGCAGUCAUUGGAAAGAUGGCGAUAGUGUAUCAUUUGUUUAUUGUUAGAUAUUUGAGUGAGUCAUUGACGGGUGAAAUGACAGAACUUGAUUUAUUUAAACCAGCAUCAAUGGCAGAUACAGAUGUGAGUAAGUUUAAGGAGCAACUCUUAUCACUCAUUUGUUCUUGGUCCUUAAGCCCUCUUCAAUGUGGCAUACUAAGUAUACAUCUCCCUUUUACACUGAAUAAGAAAAAAUGUAAGCUCAUAUUUUAUAAAUAUGGCUCUAAAUCAUUCAAUGUUAUGGCUAUAUUAAACUAAUGUUCUUUUACUAUGGACCCAUUUCAUUUUUAAAAAUUUUAUAAAUCUGUGCCUUUUGAUGUUAAUGUCAUAUUUUACCUGGCAUUUGAAGAGUAUUGCUCUUUUAAUGAGGGUAAAUUGUUAUUACAGUAAAACUGAAAAAUAAUCAAAAUUCUAGUGCCUUUAGAUAAUUGUAUGUACCAUAAUCUCCCCUAUUAAAUUCUGUGCUGGAUACCACUCAGAUGAGCUUUUUCGAUAUUAUCACUUAGCUUUGUCGCUCUGAAAAGUAAAGAAUUCUGUGUAAAGAGCUUGCAUUCAUAAGUGAUCAGAGAAGGGCCGUUUUGAACCUUAGAACCUUUGGGCAACCUUAGAAUGAUGAAUACUGCUUCUUCAUCUCAGUCUGUAUUUGCCAUAUCAUAUCACUCAUAACAUGCCACUAUACCUACCACCAAUAAAUAUGAUUAUUUCUGUACUCAUCUUUAUUGGCACAAGAAAAAAAGACAAUUACUGUUAAAGAGAAGCACCAAGUAGGACUCAUUGUUUUGUAAAUUUAAAUGUAAUUGAGAUGUAACAAUGCUCUGCAGUGGAUUAGCAAUCUAUUUUGCAUUUUUGUGAAGUGUUUGUUUCCUUGUUUUAUUAAAUAUUGUGAUCAUGGAACCUGAAGAUUUUAUGCAAUCUUGUACGUACAUAAAUGUAUGAAGCUGUUCCAAUUUUAGUAUGGGGGAAAAAAUGCAUAUUGCAGCAGAACUUCUGUAAAAACAUUUAAUUGUUCCCAAUAGUUAAUUUCAAUAUGUUAAUUUAACAUAGAAACCCUGAAAUAUUGAAUGUACCGUUCUAAAUGAGAGAUUUAAUAGGUCACUGGAAUAAAAUGGAGAGCAGUUCAUCCGUUAGCUAUGAUGAAGCAUCUAGUUUUGUGAAUUGCUAUACAAUGAAAUAAAUGUAAGACACAUGCAGUUUUCCGGUCUCUGUAUUUAUCAGUGUAGUGAUUUAAGGGGAGGGGGGAAUACAUUUGAUUUUCUCAGGGUUUCAGUUACGACUGUAGGAUAAAAGGUUUUUAAUUGUGAACUGUAGUUCAUAGAUGUAUUUACGUUGAUGUUGAUGGAAGUAGACAUUUGUAUUACGAAUGAGAAACAUGUCCCUUAUUUUGUUACAAAGUAUGGACAAAUAGGACAUUGUAUAUUGAAUUAGUAUUCAACUACUCCAUAGAAAUGAUCAAUGGGAGUUCACCUGUGUUAAAGUUCACCCUCUUUAUUGAAUCAAAGAAUGGCCUGAUUUGGCUUUUUACAAAAAAUUAAGUAGAAGGUAUUGAAUCUUUUGCUUGUAGAGUAUCAUUAACUUGUUCAAUUGUACUGCAACAUUAUGCAAUGGUUUACAUAAUUCACUAUUUGUAUCUUGGGAAUUAAAACCAUUUUUGAUCUUAAA